Messenger RNA from Cynoglossus semilaevis (tongue sole), 1418 nucleotides. Its product is annotated as transmembrane protein 235-like. The record is from RefSeq and is a predicted model, not a curated record. Gene Ontology annotation, cellular component: apical plasma membrane. The transcript is spliced from 4 exons. Bases 607 to 1242 code for a protein of 211 amino acids. NCBI's taxonomy places the organism in Eukaryota, Metazoa, Chordata, Actinopteri, Pleuronectiformes, Cynoglossidae.
UUAUUUUACAAGAAUGCCACCCUUUCUAAUUUUGAGGUCAAUAAAUACGUGCUGAAGGGUCUGAGCAGCAACCGCUGUUGAAAAAAGAGGCCAAUUAAAUUAUAUGUAAAUAGUCAAGUUAUCCCAUCACAGUGACCGGAUGUGAGAUGCGUCGAACAGAAAUAUGAACGACCUGAACAAAUGUUUCCGUUCGGAUACUUAUUUUGAAAUCCCAGACCAGAAAUGCAUACAUGUUAUUAUCGCUAGCUGAGCAGCUUGUAUAAAUCCGGGAGCGCUUCACAACUGCUGCCUGUCACUAUUAACUAUUAUUGUCUGAUAAAGUGGCCCAGAAAAAACAAUGCGCCUGAUGUUUCUUUCCAUCCCUAAAAUUAACACAAUGUACCGACUGUGAAUUUUAUUCUAUUUUUUUCCCUCUAAAGUAUGUGUUAUUUGUCAUAACCCGCUCAGAGGAGAGACACUUGACAGAGGAAGGACGCAACUGGACCGCUUUUACGCAUCGCACAUCUUGGAGCGUCGUUGGAGACAGCGCACUAACACACACAUCACACAUCACACUCCAGUUGAGACAAGCCUGGCUGCGCUCAGCGUGUGUGUGCACACACUUCUAUGAUGAGGUACAGUUCGGUGGUUCUGUCUGCUGGAUUCACAGGUUUGCUCAGUUUCAGCCUCCUCGCGGUGGCCAUCGGGACUGAUUAUUGGUACAUCAUCGAUGUCAAUAAGCCCAACUACACGGCUCCAGACGACCUGAGUAUACGUUCUGGACUCUGGAGGAUUUAUGAAGGAGCAAAGCGGAGUUCUGUCAUCCCAUUCUUCUCCGCAAACAUGUCCAGUCUGACGGAGGUGGAGAAGCAACUGCUUGGCUUGCACCAUGUGGUGGUCAUCUUACUCCCUCUCAGCCUGGUCCUACUGGUGUUUGGAUGGAUCUUUGGCCUUGUGAGUUCGUUGGCCUGCAGCCCAAAGUUACUGGCCGGGUCAGCUACAUAUUUUCUCUUCUGCAGUCUCUUCACUCUGUCCGGGCUCCUCGUCUACAUCAGGUAUUCAAACAGAGCCAUGGAGGAGUUCCAGCAGGCCGUGUCCCCAGAGAACCUGGCCUACGUGAACGUGUCCUUCGGCUGGUCCUUUGCCAUAGCGUGGUUGUCCUACAGUCUGGAGGUGGCCACAGGACUGCUCCUCAUGCUGGCUGCUUCAAUAAUUCUGCUGAAGGGGCGCUUCGACUCUGGUGUGGCAAUCGCUAGGUUGUAGACUGAAAGUUGUUUAUUUAUAUGAAUCUAUCUAUCCAUCCAUCUAUUCAUCUAUUUUUAUCUUUUUCAAACAUCUUCAGGAAUUGUUUUUGCAGUUUGAAAAGAAGAUAAUUAGGCUCUUUGAUUGCUGUUGCUGCUGAAUUGUUUUUGGUGUUUUUUUUUAAUUAACUAUAAUUU